This is a messenger RNA of Hevea brasiliensis (rubber tree), 2638 nucleotides long. Its product is annotated as wall-associated receptor kinase 2. Bases 241 to 2442 code for a protein of 733 amino acids. Gene Ontology annotation, molecular function: calcium ion binding; protein serine/threonine kinase activity; polysaccharide binding. The transcript is spliced from 3 exons. NCBI's taxonomy places the organism in Eukaryota, Viridiplantae, Streptophyta, Magnoliopsida, Malpighiales, Euphorbiaceae. Gene Ontology annotation, biological process: cell surface receptor signaling pathway; protein phosphorylation. The record is from RefSeq and is a predicted model, not a curated record. Gene Ontology annotation, cellular component: plasma membrane.
UACAUAUCAACAUCAACUUGCAACAAAAAUUUCGUUUUUCUUUUCAUUUCUUGAAAGAAAAGGAGGCAGAAAUUACUUGGUCAACAAAACGAUUGAGAAGAAGUGAAGUCUGUAGCUGUUUGGACCUGAAUUCUUUAUCAAAUUCGUUUAUAUAUAUGUGUUUGCAAUAUUUGUGAUUGGGUUAUUGAAAUAAUUGAAACCAGAGCAAGCCAAACGACAAGGCAAUAGAAAACUAACCAGAUGUUUGCUUUCUGGCUUGUGUUUUUGUCAUUAACAUCUCCAACAACAGCUAAAGGUUCACCAGAUGUAGUCUCUGGUUGUGCUGACACGUGCGGCAAUGUUCAUGUUCCAUACCCAUUUGGAAUCAACAUCACACCAGAGAUAAGUGAUCCUAGAUGUGCCUUAAAUAACUCUGAAUUCAUGUUUACUUGCAAUUCUAGUUACAAUCCUCCUCAACUAUUUUUUGGUGAAAACAUGCCUAUUCACAAUAUCUCGGUGGAAGAAGGCACAAUCUCUGUAAGAAUUGAUGCAGCAUAUAACUGCUACAACAAUACAGGGUUGAUCAAUAACUUCAUACAGUCCAUCAGGUUGGGAAGUGGCCCAUUCAGGUUCUCGGAUUCUCGUAACAAGCUAACUGUUGUUGGGUGUGAUACCUUAGCCCUCAUGGAAGAUGCAGCACAGACUUUCGGUAGUGGCUGUGUAUCUCUAUGUGGUAAGAACAUGACUCUACAGGGUUCCUGCUCAGGUUUUGGGUGCUGUCAGACUCCAAUACCACGGAGUCUCAAGACAUUAAAUAUUAGUCUUGCAAGUCCAAGAAACCACAGCACAGUUUGGCAAUUCAACCCCUGUGAAUUUGCCUUUCUAGCGGAUGAAAGGACUUACAAUGUUUCUGAUCUGCAGCUUUCUUAUAAUCCAUUUUCUCCUGCAACUAAAGGAUUUGUAAAUUCAGAUGUUGUGAUUGAAUGGGUAGUAAGGGAGGAAACAUGUGAAGCAGCUCAAUCAAGUUCAAACCCGAACGAAUAUGCCUGUGGCGAUAAUUCUAAUUGCUUAUACUCUGUUAAUGGCCAGGGAUAUCGUUGUGUAUGCAAAGAUGGAUUCAGAGGAAAUCCCUAUCUCCCACAAGGAUGCCAAGACAUCGAUGAGUGCAAAGAACCAGCUAAGUACAAAUGUGAUGGCACUUGCAAGAAUACUUUUGGGGGUUAUACUUGCCGCUGCCCUCUUGGGAUGCGCGGUGAUGGUAAAGUUGGUUGUCGAGGAUUUCGCGUCACAACUAUUGCUGCAGUUGUUGGAGCUAUUUUGUUGAUUAUGGUUAUUGCUUUCUUAAUCAUCAUUAUCUAUAAGAGGCGAAGAAAGGAGAGAAAUUUUCUGGAAAAUGGAGGCAUGUUGUUGAAGCAUCAACGAGUAAGAAUCUUCAGCGAAGCAGAGUUAGUAAGGGCUACCAAGAACUUCGAUGCGAGUCACCUUCUUGGAGAAGGGGGCUUCGGAUAUGUUUAUAAAGGAGCUUUGGCAGAUAAUACUCUGGUUGCAAUAAAGAAGUCUAAAGACUUGGACAAAAUUCGAUUAAAUCAGGAGUUUCAACACGAAAUUGGCAUUGUUUCGCAGGUCAAUCAUAAAAAUGUUGUCAAGAUCAUAGGCCUGUGUUUGGAGACCAAAGUUCCAUUGUUAGUUUACGAAUUCAUUUCAAAUGGUACCCUUUUCCACCAUAUUCAUCACAAGCAGUCUCAGAUAUUAGCAAACUGGAAAAAUCGCCUGAGGAUUGCUGCAGAGACUGCCCUGGCACUUGACUACUUGCAUUCUUUAGCAGAUCCUCCAAUUAUUCAUGGAGAUGUGAAGUCAUCGAACAUACUCUUAGAUGAUAGUUACACUGCAAAGGUAUCUGAUUUUGGAGCUUCAGUGCUAAUUUCCCCAGGUAAAUCUGACAUGGCUACAAAAAUUCAAGGGACUUUUGGCUACCUAGAUCCAGAAUAUCUUAUGACAGGUAAUUUAACAGAAAAGAGUGAUGUGUACAGCUUCGGGGUUGUUCUUAUCGAACUUUUAACAGGAGAGAAACCAAACUCUAGUGGGAGAUUUGGGGACAAGAGUAAUAUCAUUCAAUAUUUUCUGUCAUCUCUAGAAAAUCAUAGUCUGCAUCGGAUACUUUGUUUCAAUGUAGCUACUGAAAGUGAAAUGGAAGAAAUUGGAGUUUGUGCAGAUCUUGCAAAACAAUGCCUGCGUAGUAGUGGCAUGAAAAGGCCAACCAUGAAAGAAGUUGCUGAGGAGCUUGGCAGGUUGAGAAAGUUGAAUCAUAGUUCCUGGGAUCAUAGCCAAAAUAGCCAAGAGACAGAGUACUUAUUAGCUGAAUCAUCUUACUCCACCAUUGAAAAUGGAACUUCGAAGCUGAGCCAACGUGAAAUCCUUAGUCUCAGAACAUUUGACAUUGAGUAUCCUGCAGAUAGCAUUUGAUUUUUAUUUUUAUUUUUAUUUUUUUUUUAAAUUUUUUCUAGCUUGGCUAUUGUUGGACAGCUUUACUGGACUAAUUUCCAAACCUUUGAGGUUUGACUUUGAGUCUCAAUCAUCAAAAGUUAGCAUUUUUUUUAUUGUAGCCUAAAUUAUGUUUAGAAAUAAAUGAAUAUCAUGCGAAUUCUAUUCAUUAACAAAA